AUGCAGAGUAGCUCAUUCAGCCACAUGAGAGCGGAGGCCCUCUCCAAGUGUGAGAGACCUCAAACAGCAGGAAGCAGGGAGGACAGAGCCAGAUACUCUUCCUCUUCUUCAUGGUCAGCGUUCACUGAUCCCAGCAGUGACAAGGAACAUUUUCACUUACCCCACUGUCACAGGAGGCUCUUUUCCACGGCCAGUGAAAGCAGGAGGUCCAAGAUCUGCAGCUCCAGUGGGGAUGACAGUAGUCUCGACCUCAACAGCACUGGCUCCCUGAAAAGCUCCCCGAAAAGCUCCACAAAAAGCUCAGUCAAGAGCAACAGCUCCGACGACGUCUUUCGACCGCACCACUUAAAGUCCAAGUCAAAAAGGACCGGCAUUCCAGAAACACUCUUUUUGCAUCCCGGCAUCCGGUUCUCCUCUCAGAAAGAGGUUGAGAGGACGAGGAGCUGUUCCUCUGCCUCCAAGCUCAGCCUGACCUCCAGCCAGGGCUUGUCUGCCACGUGCAAGCGGCUGGAGCAAAAAAUCAAGGCCAAGCUCAAGUUCUCCGAGUUCCUGGACGAAGUGACCUACAGCGUGCUGGACCCUGUGAGCCUGAAGGCAUUUGGAGUGCUAAAACAAAAGGCACCUGUUCUUCACACCACAUCACUACCUUGCUGCAAAGCUUUGGAAGCACUUGGAAGUAUGAGGAAAUCUUCAGAGCCCAGGAACCCAGUGGAGCUGGUUGGGAAGGCUUACCUGGAGACAGACAUCGACAGCGUGAGGAGCGAGGACACUGCAGAGGCUGAGAAAGAGCACGGGGCGCCACAGGAGAGGAGAGGCAGCUGGAGCAACCAAGAAACCAGAGCACAAGCUGACAGAAUGAGGUCCCCCAGCCCUGCAUUCGAAAGGAGCAAGAGAAUUCCAAAAAACAAGUCUGCUUCUUUACCAAGAUGUGUGACCAUGGCCUCUCACUGCGAGAUGCAUAAAAUAAGUUCCCUUCAGGAGCAGAAGGAGGACCUGCGGAAGCGCCUGUCCUACACCACCCACAAGCUGGAGCUCCUGGAGUCUGAGUGCGACGCCACCCGGCAGUAUCUGGAGACCGAGCUGCGGCGGGCGCAGGAGGAGCUGGAGAAACUCACAGAGAAGCUUCACCGGAUCCAGAACAGCUAUUCGACCUUACAGAGGAUUAAUCAGGAUCUGGAAGAACAAAUCCACCGGACGUCACAGCGAGACGAUGAUGACAAGAGAGCUCUGAGUCACGAGAUCAUUGUUCUGAAUAAUCACCUUAUGGAAGCCAAGAUAACCAUCGAUAAACUCCGGGAGGAUAAUGACCUCUACAGGAAAGACUGCAAUGUGGCUGCUCAGCUGCUUCAGUGUAGCAAAUCCCAUUUCAGAAGCCACAAACUCUCAGAGUUACCGAGUGAAUUUCAGGAGCGAGUGAGCACCCACAUGGAGAAGCAUGGCUGUGGCAUCUCAUUGCCUCUCUAUAACUCUCCCUACUCUGACAGUGUUCCUAUUUCUGUUAUCGCCAAGCUCCUGGAAAAGCCAGCACCCAACAGCAUGCCUGGUUCACACACUUCCAGCCCACAGUCCAGGGAGGGGAACUUUGCACACAACAACAUGGGGAGCGCAGAGAAGCUGAACCGGAGAAGCGCGUACAAGUCAGACCUGUACUGCAGCGACACAGCCCUGUACUGCCCCGACGAGCGGAUGAGGGAGAGGAGGCAGAGUGUGGACCUGCAUGUCAGGGACCCUGAGAGGUUCCGGCCACAGAACUCCACAGACAGCACCACCGAGGAGGACGGCUUCCAGUCGAGCUUCUCACAUGAGCCCUUCAACGAGUUCACCCCCUCCCUGCCUGCCUCCAGCUCCUACUCCAGCUUCAGCGCACAGUCCGACGAGAAGGGCCACGGCGCAAGCAGCACCCUCUCCUCGCCCCACCAAGCCCUUUACAUGGACUGGAGGGAUGAGAACUAUGACAGGAAGAGCAGCUCGUCCUACGAGAAGGACAGCCCCGGCUUCCCCAAGUCCAGGAGUUUCCAGCACAUGGCGCAGGGCCACCAGAACGACUCCUCACCCGUUUACACCAGGACUGUCCCCACAUGCUUCACCGAGCCUUUCCACUCCCCGAGCGUGGCCUCCCCCCACCCCCUCUAUGCUGACAGCAGGAGUCCCGUCCACAUCCCCGAGGAGGACCUGUCUGGACGCUGGAGGCAGCUGAGCGUGGAGGACGUCAACGCAUAUUCUUACAGGAACCCAGGCAGGGUCUCACCCUACAGCUUCUCGGAGCAGCACUUCGCAAUCAGACCGGCUAAGAGCAAGCUGGGCCACCUCUACAGCAGCUUCCAAGAAGGAGAAGAUGUGUAUCAGAGCCGGAUCAUGGACCCUGCCUGCUUCAUGCCAACAAGCCCCAACCUGGAACGCGAAACAGGUCUCCGGUCACAGGAGAAGAUGCAGAUGUACAGACAGAAGGAGGAUGACCAGAAGUCUGAAAGGAGCUUGUUUCACGGGAGCUCAAAGGAUAAAGGCAGCACCAACAGUGUGAAAAAGGAAUAUGUCGACGUGAGCCCAAACAGCUCAGCUGAAUCAUUAAACCAAAGUUCACUGGAGGCUUUGGAUCUCCAGCACUACGCCAUGGAGCACGAGCCCCCUUCCGCUCUGAGACAGAAACCUCCGCACUACCAAAGAUUUGGCACCACAGGACUUUGCAGGAAGGACAGUCUCACAAAGGCACAGCUGUAUGGGACACUGCUGAAUUAAAGCACUGAGUUUCUUAUACAGAGCAAGUGGUUUGAAUCAGUGCUUUAAGCUGCAGAGAACCCAAGAGUUAGGGGAAAUCGUUAAGUGGCAUAAUAUAAUUCCAGAGAUCGUGUAACCUGGAGAAUUGACACCUGCAGAUCUGGAGCUGUUUAAGGGAACCAAGCGCAUGUGGUGAUGGCAGUGUGGUUUGAAAUGACACACACAACACGCACACACCUAACGAAGCACGCUCCCCGUAACCCAGAGGCUGGGGCACUGGCAGCUCUUCACCAUCACUGCUCAGUCUUCAUUUUGAGCAGAUCUCAUUUUCUUCAGAGAUGCUUAAGUCUGUGCGUUCAAAUAAUUUGUGUUUUUUACAGAAGUACUGUUAGGGCUGAACCAGUGCAAUUGAGGGGUAACAGAUACCCCACUGAUGCUGCAGCUGAUGUAACUUUCUGAAGACUGGAUUUCUUCAUUGAGCAUUCCUGGCAUUCCCAGUUCAGCUUUUAUUUUUGAAUGCUCUGUACAGAAAAGGUUUUAUUAGGAGAAACACAAGGGGCGUGUUGGGCAUUGUGAAAGCAAUAACAUCGAUGUUAUAAAAGAAACUAAGGGCACAGUUACAAUGCAAACAAUGGAGCCAGCUUUAAAACAAACGACUGUUACACAAUAUAUUAGGCAUGUGCAGAAGAUUCAGACGUGCCUUCCCUUUAAAAUAAAGCAAAAGGUUAACAACUUAAACACCUUAAAUGAAGGUUCCAUUCAGUCCCAUUCUUUCACAUCCCUAAUAUAUGAUACACUGCCCAUCCACAUUUCGGAAACAGUAGCUGAACAGAGGGAUCUUGUGGGAGUAUUUUAAAUACACACCAGUGCUUCAGUCCAGUAUGAACAACACUGCGGUGGACUUCAUUAACCCCUUCAUUGCUCUUCACUGAGAUUCAUUAGACAGGCACGUUGCUCAUUCCACCCUCUCUGUACAUUCUGUCUUAGCUUCAGUUGGUCAGCACAGCCCGUCAGUUCUGCUCCUGAUUCCAAAUGUUACGACAGGUGGUGUAAAUAAAUGUAUAGUCUUCGGAUUUUAGGCAGGCCAUGAUUAUCUUCGUUCUUUUUUUUUUUUUUGGUGUAUAUUAUUGAGGAUAUCUGCAUGGGUCUUCUCCAGAUACUUGACUGAUGUAGGUACCUGGCUAUGAUGUUGUGUUUUUUUUCUCUCACUGUGCUGUUUUCUGCAAUGCCUCCGUGUAAUACUGCAGAUCAAACCAUGGUUCUCUGACCGGGUCUCCUGUAAAGCCUUUUGUGCAUGACAUCGAUUCACAGUGGAAACGGAGCACGGCCCCUCCCUACACGGGCCUCGCUGUCACUGCUUCCCUGAGAAUCGACGACCCAGCUGUGCAUCACAUGACCUCAUCGAUUCACAGUGGAAACGGAGCACUGUUGCUGCUUCUCCACAAGGCAUCUCAUCAAUCCAUGUCACCUUAAAGAGCACAGGGGUUAGUAGUGGCUUUAUACACUCGAGAGGAGCUGAUGACCCUGCAACGUAAAGAUAGUUUCUCAUAGACAGUGAAAACCUUUUCUUGUGUGUGUGUAUGUGUGGGUGUGAGUGUGUGUGUGGGUGUGGGUGUAUGUGUGGGUGUGAGUGUGUGUGGGUGUGUGUGUGUGUGAGUGUGAGUGUGGGGGUGUGAGUGUGGGGGUGUGAGUGUGUGUGUGUGUGUGUGUGUAUGUGUGGGGGUGUGUGUAUGUGUGGGUGUGA
Acipenser ruthenus (sterlet) is the source of this 4459-nucleotide messenger RNA. Its product is annotated as brain-enriched guanylate kinase-associated protein-like. Gene Ontology annotation, cellular component: synapse. Bases 1 to 2736 code for a protein of 911 amino acids. The transcript has 7 exons. The record is from RefSeq and is a predicted model, not a curated record. Lineage: Eukaryota; Metazoa; Chordata; Actinopteri; Acipenseriformes; Acipenseridae.